AUGUCCAGAGCCCAGGAGGUCUGGUUUCCGACCCGGCUGCUUGAAGUCGAGGGUCCCAAUGCUAGACUGAUCGUCACCAAGGAAAUCCCGCCCAAGGGCCCGUACAUAUCGCUCAGCCACUGCUGGGGCGGCGCCGACAUCAUCAAAUGCACCGAAAAGACCUUGCCUGAGCUCCGAAAGGGGGUCCUGGCUUCAGACCUUCCCGGAACCUUCCGAGAUGCCCUCAGCGUCACCCGGUCCCUCGGAAUGGCCUACAUCUGGAUCGAUUCCCUGUGCAUUGUCCAAGACUCUCCCUCCGACUGGGCUGCCGAAUCCAAGACGAUGCUCAACGUCUACCAGCACAGUAUCCUGAAUCUUGCCGCUACCCAGUCCCGCAACAGCCAUACCGGCCUCUUCGUCCACCGCGCGCCGGAGAGUCUGCUUUCCGGCACGUUUACCAUCUCCAACGGUGCUCUGAGCGGCUCCUUCAUCGCCGUCGAAGCCGCGCUGGACAAGCCGUACUGGACUGCUGCGGUGGACGAUGCCCCGCUCAACACCCGUGGCUGGGUCUUGCAGGAGCGUGUCAUCUCACCCCGGGUAGCUCAUUUCACGUCGGACCAGGUCAUCUGGGACUGUGCCGAGCUCACCGCAGCUGAGACGGUGCCCUCCGGCGCACAGGCGAUGCCACGCACAGUCCCGUUGGGUAUCGGGCAGAAGCGCGGGUCGAGCCUGCUGAAGGUGCCGCAAGAGCAGGACCGGGCCCUCGGCCAGUGGGGGACGAUUGUGAAAGAGUACUCUCAGUGCCACUUGACAGUCCCCUCGGACAAGGUUGUUGCCCUCUCCGGCGUGGUGGAUUACUUGAGGCUCAGGUUAAGAGACAAGUUCUAUGCUGGUCUCUGGAGGGCGCAGAUGGAGAUGCAGCUCUGCUGGACGGUGACGGGAUCGAGAGCGGCGAAGCGGAACGCCUGUGCACCAUCGUGGUCGUGGAUGAGCGUCGACUGCGCCGUCGACACACCGCAGCAUAACGAGUACGAUGGUUAUGUCGUGAAGCUUCUUGUGGAGGUCGUCAAUGUCGAUGAGGCAGCCGAGACCGAUAACAAAGGUAGUAUCUGGCUCCGCGGCGUGCUGAGCCCCGUUACACUUGAGACUCAACCUCAGCAUCGGCUAGUUGGUACUGGAAUGGAGCAUCUGGUUCAUCUGUCACUGGACACGGCCGAUGCCGUCGAUGCAGCAGGUGCUCUGUUCUUUGUUCCCGUAUUCGAUGUGCAGGAGCCGGAUACCGGAGGGAUGUACCAGCGGUUUUCCGAGCUCAGGGGCCUGCUUUUGGAGGAGUUGGAUAAAGAGGCGGGUAGAUACUUGCGACGUGGGCACGUCUUCGCUUCAGCACGGCAAGACACGAAAAGCAGGCAGUUCCCAGAGAGCUACCUUGAUUUCCUGCAAGCUGUCGAACAGAACCUGCCUCGAUCUUCCAAGAGGGGUACAACGAGUAGUCGUCUUUUUUCGAUCAUAUGA
Colletotrichum graminicola M1.001 is the source of this 1491-nucleotide messenger RNA. RefSeq names its product heterokaryon incompatibility protein. The record is from RefSeq and is a predicted model, not a curated record. The transcript has a single exon. NCBI's taxonomy places the organism in Eukaryota, Fungi, Ascomycota, Sordariomycetes, Glomerellales, Glomerellaceae. Bases 1 to 1491 code for a protein of 496 amino acids.